GAAUGGAAUACUCAGGAGAUGUGGUGGAGACUGGGAAAGCUGUCACCAACUUCAAAGAGGGGGACUGUGUCAUUGGUGUGACUGAUGGAAAAGCUCUGGCCGAAGAGUGCAUUGCAAAUCCAAAGCUGCUUUGGAAAAUCCCCCAAGGAGUAUCUUAUGAACAAGCUGCAGCACUGCCUGCUUCAUAUGGGACAGCCAUCUUGGCCUUGAAAUAUAGAGCACAAACACAGCUAGGGUGAUAGCAGCAGCAGGAAGUGAUAGUAAAUGCCACCUGGCUAUCCAGAAAGGAGCUCUCGAGAGUGUGAAUUACAACGAGGCUAGUCUGAAAGAAGAAGUGAAGAAGCUAACAGCAAACAAGGGAGUUGAUGUGGUUAUUGACACCGUUGGUGGAGACAUCUUCAAGCAGGCAUUGCAUAGUCUGGCUUUUGAAGGCAGAAUUGUGGUGGUUGGUUUUGCUGGAGGAACGAUACCGUCCAUUCCAGCCAACAUAUUGCUUCUGAAAAACAUCUCUGCUCUGGGACUAUUCUGGGGCCGGUACCGGGAUGAAAAGUUCCCAGUCUUCUCCUCAACCAUUUCUUCAGCCCUUUCAUAUUACCAAGAGGGUCAAAUCCAGCCUCACAUAGGAGGAGUGUUCAAACUAGAGGAG
Molecule: messenger RNA, 646 nt
Organism: Thamnophis sirtalis
Lineage: Eukaryota; Metazoa; Chordata; Lepidosauria; Squamata; Natricidae
Source: RefSeq, a predicted model, not a curated record